Sphaeroforma arctica JP610 is the source of this 7018-nucleotide messenger RNA. RefSeq lists its product as hypothetical. The transcript is spliced from 13 exons. The coding region runs from base 17 to 6856 and encodes 2279 amino acids. Gene Ontology annotation, biological process: regulation of transcription by RNA polymerase II. The record is from RefSeq and is a predicted model, not a curated record. Gene Ontology annotation, molecular function: transcription coregulator activity. Lineage: Eukaryota; Ichthyosporea; Ichthyophonida. Gene Ontology annotation, cellular component: SAGA complex.
CGCUCACAAGAAUAGUAUGGAGAGUACUCAACCAUCCGAGACUGCUUCUGCAGCGCAGAUCAACACAAGUGAAAAUAUUUUUAAAACAGACACACCAAAAGCUGGUCUAGUGAAGCACAAGGCAACACAUAGUUGGCUGCCGGUUUGCGUUUCACCCGAGACCACUGAACCACUCAGCUCAAGCAUUUCACAGUCCAAAUCAACCAAUACAAACGUAUCACAGGCCAACUCAAGUGUUCCACGUUCCAACUCAAGUUUAUCUCGACCAAUCUCAAUCAAUACAAGUAUAUCACUACCCAACUCGAGUGUAUCGCAGCCUAGCCCAAGUGUAUUGCAGCCUAGCUCAAGUGUGUCACAAAGCAGCCCAAGUAUAUCGCAAUCGGGUGGUAUAGGUGUCAAACAAGAUCCGGUAGAAGUCCGUACACGGCCACAGAUUACUAUCAAUUUCCGCUGGAAGCAGUCGAACAAAAUUAGAUCGAAAACUAUAUUCUCCUCCAUCGGAGCGAAGGCACGCAAAGAAUGCAGGGCGCCUGCUUCGGUGAUCAGUAAGAAAACACCCCUGACUCAAAAUAUACAGACUGGUGGCAGUGUUGCAAGGAUAUCUCAGGUGGUAGAACGCCCUGACUUCAGCAUCGAUAGUAUAUCCCUCGCCGAAGCAUCUUCACCUUUUCGGUUCAAUCGCCAGCAAUGGUUGAGGCAUUUUACAAAGCCGCUGAGGGAUCAAACGCGCAUGAGCGCUCCUCCAUCUGAUUGGCACAUGCGCUCGUACUUCCGCUUGCUCAGAGAAGAUGGCCUGGAAAGGAUACAAAGGAAAAAUGCGUUGCGGAAGAUUGCCAAUGCAGAUUUUAGUGGGGCAGCCACCAAGUCUCACACUAGAACUGCGGGUACUGUCGACAGCUGUGCCCCCUCUUCGGUCGUCUCAAAAGCCAAUACGAAAAAGUUGGCGGGUAAUGAUCGCGUCGAUUUUGAAACAAACUCGUUUACAGUCACAGAGAGCACGGUGCAUCGGACGGCCACUAUGCCGAUGAUGUCCAGUGCUGGCACCGAAGUCAUAGAGGAGGACAAUGUGUAUGACUUGUUAGAGGCUCAGUAUCUGCAACAACACAUCAAUGCACUUGCAUUAGUCCAAGACGAUCACGAGCAACAAGCCGGCGAUUGCGAAUCUACCAAUUCCGGACAUAAUUUUAGCCCUAGUGAUAAAAGCCUAAGCGCUGGUCUCGUAGGUUCUGUACUAGGAGGUGCCAGUCCAUUCGCUGGGGUGUAUAUGCCAAUCGAUUCGACUGUGUCCGGUGUCGGCAGCAAUUUGUACCAGGUUUCGGGCACGCAGAAGCAAACCGGUGCGGGAUUAUCAAAUACGCACAGUCAGACUCAAAGUACCCAUCCAGCAUACACCACACAGCCUGCAACCAGUAAUGCUGCUAAUACUAUUCUUAGUAGUAGUGCCAAUAACAUGGUGGCUUCCAAUGCUAAUCGUGUAACCAGCGGGAAUAAUCCUGCAAUUGUGAGUGGAGCAAUGAACCCCAUACCACUCAACACCGACAAAGCCAGGGCCGUGAGUAACGCGACACCAACUGGGAAAACUACCGAUGGAAUUGUAUACGCACAAGCCAAAGUAGUGCAACCCGGCGCAAACACGCUGACAGCCACAUCCGGUGUCACCCCCACUACCACACCACCUCAAGCAUUCAGCCCCGCCCAAACAAAUCCCCACACACUGCCACACAACGGCCAAUCUAAUUCCAUGCCCUCUUCCGCCCCUACAAGUGCAUCAAUCGCGUCAUCUAAACAACCUGAGCGAGAAAGUUGCAGUGUCAAUUCAUAUGGUACAGUCAACAAGAACGGCGGUGGUUCUGACAGUUCGACCGCAGACACGGCAAAUAGGGCAGGUCCUGCGAUGAAAAGCGCAUGUGUUCCGGGACCGCGAGCGGCUGUGGGGUCUGCAGGGGGUGCCGCACUAGAGGGUGGAGUGACCAUCAAUGGUGUUUCUGCCGAAAAAUUCAAAUUCACUACCCCUGGUCCCGGUUUAUAUGAUGCCAUCGGCAAUGUAAAGGAGGUGCAGACCUCGUGUGUCAUCAACCUGUAUUAUUCGGGAUAUAGUCUGGGCGAAAAAGCCGACGGGGUCGUGUUCCCAUACGACCGCGGCAGCCACGAACUAUUGGAUGCGAUUGACAAUCGUACUCUCCCUUUGGAGCUCGUAUCACUUAUCGACGUCUUGCCCGGCGUCAAGCGAGUUAAUGGCGGUAUUUUCGUAGAAGUUCGAGAUCAUCGCGAACCGAGCGCAUUGGAUCUACCUGCCCCCACCGUCUCGCGUGUAUUCUUGAGGCCAACACCAUUGCAUGUGGUCAGCUAUGCGCACGAAAUCGCGCUAAAGGCUGCGCAGAAGGAGUGGGGAGAAAGAGAGUUAUUGCAGAUAGAAGCAAAAGUCAUCGCGGCCACCAGCACGCAAGCCUUGUGUUUGGAUCCGAGUCCCUUUGUGCACUAUGUAAAUAUCAGUUCACAUUACAACAGACACAAGCUACAUGCUGUGCUGCACAACAGAAAGUGCAAGAGCGCAAAGCAGAAAGCAUCUGCAAGGCAAUCCGCCGAAGUACAUUGGGACUUCGCUGCAAAUUUGUUCGAUCAAGGAAUGGAGAUUACCGAAAUGAGUUUAAGUGAUGGCGAAGAUGUCUCUGGUUCAGAAGUGGGAUUGGUUGAAAAGCCUUUCAAGAGAUCAGCGAGUAUACCUGUGCAGUCUGCUAUGAGUAAGCGUUACAAAUCAGAGGCAGUGACCACACGCAUAGUGACCACACGCAUUGUAGUCUCGACUGAAGACAAGGCAGUGAGCGCAAACCAAGUGCAAAAUUCAUGGACUGAGCGUAUCAGCGGCCGUUCCCAGUCCCAAUUUGCAGUUCUCAAUUUCUUGGGACGCCUCAGAGGGAGUACAGAUGCGAACAUGUCUCCACUUCAUUCGAGCUUGGAUGUGACGGUAUGCAAUCGUUCUCGAGUGCGAGACCCGUAUGCGUUGAACGCUGUGGGGGCAGCGAGCGCUGCAAAGACACCAGUUACAAGCAGAGUGGCAGUGAAAUUACCGACGACACGGCCCGAAAUACCAACGCGACUCAGUACUGGAGCUAUCCAUUGCAGAACAGUUGUUUUUCAGGGCAAAGCUGGUUCAACUGGACUGGACAUCGUACUUAAUCGGAACAGUGUAUAUGAAGGCAUUUUGCGCAUCGUAAAAUUACCGCGCAGUGCGGAGCCAACAAUGAAACAGUUUGUGCUGGGUGAUUACUCUUGCGCUGAUCAUUACGUGAUGGACUUCAAGAAGCUAUACAAACUAGAAGGCAAUGUCUGCACCAAGGACGAGACCUUUUACCCUCCACGUACAAUCAUCAGUAAAACCCCCGUACCAGCAGACACACAAUUUAGCUCUUCUGAAACGUCUGAUGUCGGCAGCAAACCAUUGCAAGGAUCUGCAGCCUUGCCGUCCACGAAUCUACCCGCGUAUACAACCAACAAUAUACCGAAACCAACCCAGUCACACAAUGCGUAUCAAAACAGUCAGAAACUCGGCGGUAUGGCUAUGUCGGGCAGUAAAUCACAGGCACACAAAAAUUACGUGCAGAGUAACAUGCAACUGAACACUGCACCUUUAACUCAACAUCAGAAUCAGCAACGAGUCAGUGCAGUGCAGCAAAAUCCGACAUACAACACUGUAACGACUACCACCACAUCUUCACCAGCAGCAUAUCCACAACACUCUAAUACUGCGCGUGCCGCUACCAAACCGCAUACCAAACCCAACCAACGCCAAAUGCAGCAGCAGUUCAAGAUUGAACGCCGCACGUCGUCUACCGGCUCUGUUGCCAUGAGCACGCCCUCAGUUGCCACCACAACCGUGAAUGCUACGACAUCACAUCAGACCACAUCAGGCGUAGGUGGGGCUGUUCCGGCCAUAAAUAAGUUCACAGGUGCAUCAAUGGGUACAGCUGGGGGUACACGCCCACUCCUUGCAUCAGCAGUGUAUCAGCCUACCACUACCACCGCCAUUCCGCAGCAGACGUAUGCCCCAUCUACUGUACAGCCCCAAACUGAAGGUGCCGCAUCAUCGUACAAUACAGGAUAUGCACCGACGCCCACGUCCAAUACAUACGCUUCCACAAGGAAUAAUUCUUAUAUACCAAAUUCGAAUGGAUUGCAGACCAACUAUCCGGCGACAAAAUACGCCAACCCCACAUAUGAAAACAAAUCGGCGACCAGCUCUUCAAAGCAAUUUACAAGCAAAUAUGCAGCCAGUGGUGGGAAACAGUACGCUGCCAACACCACCAACAAUGCUUCCGUCAAUCACGCCGCGACCAUCAACACGCCUAAGCAGACCGGGGGACAGGUGUUGCCAAUGAAUGCCAACAGUAUGUCAACAAAAACAAGCAAGCAAUCCGUAAAUAAUACUAGGCAAUCUUUAAACGGUACUAGGCCUACGGUGGUGAGCAGUACACAAGCUACGAAUGUUAGUCAACAGUUAGUGGGGAAGCGAACAUCGUUCCAGGCCAACUAUCAAACACAUUACAGUACUCCUGUAACGACUACGCCAGGUGCUGCGUUAAACAGUGCCAGUAGUGGCAGCAUGCUGAAUAGGGUGACAACUUCAUACUCGAAUGGCUUUCAGUCGACGAGUGGCAAUGGAGCCGGAGUCAAUGGCAGUGUAGGAUCUAGUGUUGUACCCAAUACUCCAGGCACAGCUUCGAGUACAACCACGGAUGCUAGGCGUGCAUCAGUAUCCGUCAGUCGCCGAUCGAGCGCAUCAUCCACAGCGUCCCCGACAGCUACGUCCUACCUGUCCAAACAGUCGGGCGCAUCUGUGUAUCAGCAGCACGCAAAUCAACGCGUCAACCAACCCGCGUCACAGCAAGCGAAGCAGACUAACACUCAAAGUACUGAUACUGUUAGCACCGCUGUCAUGACUCCCAAUAACGGUUAUGGAAUUGCUGGUAGUGCUAGGUACAGUGAUAAAAAUAUUGGCGCACUUUCAAAUACUGGCAUCGGCGUGUCCCAGGUACCCGUGACGGGCGCACAGCUGUCACAACAAUCAACCAAUCAUGAAGUUACAUCGUCGGUGCAGCAGCUGUCACGGCCACAAGUGCAGUCAGCGCAACAUACACGUAUACCAUCAGGCAAAAAUGCACACGCCAUCAGCUCACAUUCAGCGAAUUUACCUCCAACAAAUACGGCUUCAAUGUCAGCAGCAACCUUAUAUACACAGUCAGGUCCACCACAGCAGCCCCACGCAACCUAUAACACAUCAAUCGCUUCAUCCACUACUUCCAAUGUACAGCCUACAAAUGUACCGAAAACAAAGUUUGUUGCACACUCAAUGCAUGCAACGUACACAUCAUCCAACAAUUCCACUACAACUACGUCUACAUCGCCCGAUAUCCAAACACUUGGUACAAAUAAUACCAAUGCCAACGCCAAUUUACCACAGACAGACACGCGUGCAAUCGGGUGCGAGACCGCCGCAGCCACUGUUGGCUAUAAUUAUGGCACAGCGACUAGUACAUCUGGCACUGUAGGUGCCGUGCAGCCUAUGGUCGCCCGUGACAUGAAAUCGGCUACCUUGACCACAUCACCCGCUCUAGGUGGUGAUGGGGCGGGUGUGAGGGCUAGCGUCGCAGAUGCAUCUCCAGGUAAUCGAAACACACCAGGAGCAAAUACAUGGGCUGCACAAAUGUCUACUGCACAUUCCAACGGACUAAUGCAUACGAAACUCAGCUCUCCUCAGAUUUCACACUCUGGCACACAGCAAAUUAGUCAGGUAAAUAACGACCAGACCCAACAAAGCAGUCGAUUGAAUAGCACCCAGUACAGCGCUCAACAUCAACGUCAAAUCCUAACCCAGUCUGCUAGUCAAUCUCAACUGCCUGCUGGCCAAUCCAGGCCAUUAGCAGGUCAGUCACAGCCGUCUGCUACUCAGGCGCAAUGGUCUGCCGAUACUUCACAGCCUUCAGUCGGUGGAGCACAGCUAUCCACCGGCCAAUCACAGCCAAUGCCCGGUCAUUCGCAGUCGUCUAGCCAGCUACAACUAGCCGCCACAUCGUCUCUGGCGCCCACCGAUCAAAGCAAACUGCCGACCACACAAUUGUCAUCGUCCAGUAAUCAGCCCCAGCUGUCCUCUGAACUACCACAAGCAUCUGCCAGCGAUUCACCACAUAUAAGCUGUCAGUCGAUGCCUAGCACAACACAUAUACAGCCCAUUGCAAGCGACUCGCACUUGCGCACCAGUCAAUCAAAUACGGAGCAAGCACCCGUCGUUGAAGCAAAAUCUACGAAUCCGCCGCCUGUAUCAAGGUCGUCGUCAGUGAAUUUGGAUAGCGCUCCGCUAUUGGCAAAGCCUCCACAGCAAGGGCACCCGAAUCAGCCUCCGGACAAGGCGCAGGAGUCACAAGUACAACAGCUACCCGAGCAGUCACAAUUGCAACUCGAGGGCGCAUCACCCACUCUGACUAUACACCCACAGCAAGGUGACGGGACACCAAUUUCACAACAACAGAUGGCGAGCACCUCAUCUGCAUUGGGAGUAUGUGCACAGCAAUCAGGCUGCGAGCCACACUCAGAGAGCUCGUCAACACUGGUAGCUCAUAAGGGGUACGUUGGACCUAUAAAGAUGUCGCAGCAAACCCCUUUGCAACAAUAUGCGCAGCAUCAACUGUCGACACAACCAUCGCAGCUUUUGCCCAAGUCGCAAUCGACAUCGACACUACAGCCAACAGAAUCACCUCCAUCAUCGCAGCCAUCGCCUUUACCACGCACGUAUCAUACACGCCAGAAAAAUGCAAACCAGGCCCAAGUAUCGCAAAUGCAAACUCGCCAAGACAAAGUUUAAAUUGUUGGUUAUCUGGCUUGUUCCCGAUGAGCCCUGUUGGUGACACGGGUAUGGAUAGUGUUGUUUGCCACGAUGUAACGAGUCCCCAACACUGAACUUGCGGCGAAUAAAAAAAUAAACUUCGGAGCAAACACCUUCAUGGUGAGCACGGCCAGCAUAUAC